CUUACCCCACUUGCUCUAAGCUCCCAGUGUGGUGCAAGCAAGCACAAGAGGAGCUUGAGAUUCAACAGGCAGCCGAGAAAGUUAACUGUUUCUGUGCAACUCCCGCAAACCUCUGUCUGCGGCUCGGAGGAAAAGGUCCUGUGAAGAAUGGGAUCUUUUCGUUACGUUCUUCUCAGAAAAGCAAAGCGACCCUCAUGUGGAUGUACCUGAACUAAUAUGAGUGAUUGAGGUUUCGAACAAGGAGUUAAGUCUCUCUCUCUCUCUCGUUCUCUACACUGAAGAUUCUCAGGAGACAAUGAAGAAGACUUGAAAUAUGAUCAAACUUUCUGUUGGUUAGGAAGAGACACCACUGCCAAGAUGAACCCACAGUCUCUGGACUCAUCCAUCCAGAGUGCCCUGUCAGCCCUCUUCCCUCCCUUCGAGGCCACCGCGCCCAUCGUCCUCAGCCAGCUCUUCCGCACCAUCGAGGAGCGUUACCACGGCGACGCCUUGCAGUGCCUGCUGGACUUCCUGAUCCCUUCCAAGCACAUCCUUGAGAGCGUGCAACAGGCGGCAUGUGCUGCCUACUCGGAUGUAAUUUUCUGCCAUGAGGGUUGGCCACUGUGUCUGCAUGACCAAACGGUGAUCCACCUCGCUCCCCUGAACCCUCUGCUCCUGCGGCCGUCAGACUUCUACCUCCAGGUGGAGCCCUUUGGGGAACAAGCGGCGAGAAUCGUCCUCAAAAGCCUCCUCGCUGAAGGGUGUCGCGAGGUGGAGGAGACCCCCAUACUGGAGACCUCCUACCCCUGCAUCUUCACGGAGGAUUGGCUGCGGGACAUCAAUGAGGGGCGCCACGGCACACCUCUGACGCGCUGCUUGCUCUCCACAGACCAGGGGGUGAUAAAGUUGCCCUGGGCAAAAGUUGCCAUUCCGGAGUUCAUAGAAAAGCCUAAGCCCACGGUGCCAAGCUCGUUACCGCUCGCUCGGGACACACCUCCGGAGCCCAGGAGGCUUUUGACUCCAUCCCAUUAUAACUCGUCCACCUUGCCAAUGGAGAGCUUGCUUCUACCGAGGAGGGACAGGAUGAGAGCGUCUCUGAGAAUUCCAGAAGACUCUUCCAAACUGGUCAAGGUGCACAAUGACAGGCCCGCUCCCAAAACCUGCCCCAAACCCUCACCCAAGCCCAUUGGUUGGGUUUCACCCAAUACCUGGGACUGCCAGAACUAUCGGGAGAUAGAGGGCGACUACGUUGACCUUGUUGAUCUGGUCAAGGACAAAGAGGCUUUGGCUAAACUCGACAACCACCCAAACCCCCCCGGUUCCAUCUCAUUCAAACCCGUUCGGCCGCCUCCGCCGGUACCGGUCGCCAACGGCAGCGGAGUUGGUGGACGCAGCCUUCGGUACGGCGAAGGGGCCUUUCCACCUUGUAGCCAGAAGAGGUUGAGCUACGAGAUGUCCGAACAGGAGAUGAAAUGUAGGUACAGGGAUUCUUACACGGCGGCACUGAAGAACCCUGUGGCGUUUGAGAGAGGGAGCGCAGAACUGCUCGCCGCUCUGAAGGAGUUUGGCUUUCAGAGCCCGGAAGACUUUGGACCCAAUGGUAGAUUUGUCACUCACGGAGAUCAUCCCGGACACUCGUUGAACUGCUGUAAAGACUAUGAGCCACAUAAGGAGCCCCAGCGACGGAAGGCAUGUUGUCAAAUGCCUGAAAGCAUUGAGUCCCAUGCUAAAGAACCCAGCGGACGUUUAGUAGCAGAAACUCUGACCAAAGAAUUACAAUUGGAUGAAAAAUUUGCCUCAGGUGGAAUUCCUCGCCAGAAAGUUCAAACAGACAUUCUUAUCCCCCAUCAAAAAGGCCAUGGAUCUAAAGGUCAGACGAAGGCCAACGACUCUCCUGUGGAAAAAUGUGAGGAUAACAUCAUCCCUCAUCACAAAGCAGAGGUGCUGAAACCACCAGUGAAAUUCAAAGCCAAACUAAGGUCUCUCUCCACGGUGUCCGAGUCACCCAAAGGGAGUCCCAUUCUCUACAAGCUCAACAACAGGAGUCACAGUGACAUUUGCCCUGAAAUGAUUCCUAGCAUCAUUCAUUACAAGCAGAACGCAGGCUUUAGUCUGGCAACUCAAAAAGAGGAAGUACGUCAUUCGCCCAAAAAGGACCUCCAGUCAAACAACAACACAGACGGAUCAUAUUUAAAGCUCCACGACGUCAAGACAGACAAGCCUCUGCCGUCCCCUAGAGAACCACAGCCGUCCGUCUGUCCUGCUGUCCCCUCUGCUCCUCAGAGCCAGGAGGCCACUCUGAGAAGCAUUGUUGGGCUCCUUCAACUUGGCACCAUAUGUUUGCCAGGAGGGCGGGACAAGACGGGUCGCGCGGUACUAGAAGUGCACGGGGAGAGGGCGAUGUGGACGGCACCUCUGGCCUCAGCCCCGCACCUCUGCAGGCUGAUUCUCUACAUGAGCCUCAUACCAAGGAAAGAAGUCCGAGAUUUGGGCAUGACACUUGUGAUCGACGCCAGGAAGAGGCCUCCUCCCCCACUCCUCUACAAAGCCCUGUUGAUGGCCCAGGAGCAAGCUCUCCACGCGGUCCAUAGUAUUCUGAUACUAGUGGACAAAGACACCGUCCCCCGCCCUGAGAGACAGCCCGGAUUACAGAUGGAUGUGGUGACCUCUUUAAAAGCACUCAACAAGAUAGUGGAGGCUUCCCAGCUGACCUCUGACCUGGGCGGGACCUUUGCCUACAGCCAUACCGAUUGGCUACAGCUCCACCAGAGGCUGGUGUCCUUCACGACUGACCUGCAAGGGGCUGACAGUUUGCUUCAAAAGGCCAUCAAGAAAGUUGAUGAAACCAAAUCUAUGGACACCGCACAGGAGGUGCAACAAUGCAUACAGGAACAGAGAACCUCAAUGAAGGAAGUGCUGGAAAACAGCCGGCUGGUCUCUCUGCAGAGAGAAGGAGGAGCCAUCCUUGCCCGAUUCAGGAGAGAAGACCUCCGCUUCCAGCAGUCAGAGGACAGCAGAGAUGCAGUGGAGGCAGUCACCAGCCUGUACAACCAGUUGGAGGAGAAGCUCCAUACUCUGGUGAUGCGCUCCAAUGAGUCGCUUCAGCACCUGCAGCAUCUCUUCAGGCUACGAGAGGUGGAGGGCCACAUCAACGCGGCUGGGAUAUGGUUCAAUAGGGAAGGGGAAGCUACGUUGAAGGACAACUCAACACUAGACACCCUGAAGGACUCUGAGACGGCCCUGCAGCACCUCGACGCCUUCCUCACACAGGCCAUGGAGAAGAAGCAGGUAGCGUUGGCUCUCAUGCUGGAGGCGCAGAACAUUGUGGACACCAGCCCCCCCAGCCCGGCCACAGACGUGUUUCGGACCGUGGUCAGCACUUUCAAAUCCAACAUGGACGACCUUCUACAUCGGGCGGAGCCAAAGCGGAAGGAGCUUGACGUCCUCACGCAACUGCACCGCUUCUGUGAACAGGCCUCGGCUAUGGCGGAAGAAUGCGUUCCUUAUCUGGAGCAGGUAGAGGGGGAGUGUUACCUCACUGAGGCCACUCAAAGCACACUCAAUAAAUAUGAGGAGAGAUUUUCUGCAGAUUUAUCCUCACCGCACUUCCAGGCUGUGAAAACACAGGCCCUAGGCCUCGGCCCCAGGGCCUCCGGGGUGCUCAGGGCGUGGAAUGCUGCCUGGGUCCAAUGCCAGAAAGUCAGGCAGCGUCUGGGGGAGAGUGGGAAGAUGAAGUGUGUCCCUGACAACCAGAACCAGGCGGUUCCAGCCGCCGCCUCCCAAGGGGAGCUGGGGGUGCAGGAGAGGAAGGAGGAGGAGAGGAAGGGUGAAGAAGAGGAGGCGGAGGACGUGGAGAAGAGGAGAAAAUCGGCGGAGGCUGGAGGCCUUCUGACCCGGGGGUCACCAGCCUCUUCUACAGAGGUCAAUAACGCAGACGGGGACCAGGGGAGGGAGAAGAAGAAGAAGAAGAAGAGCUGCGAGGGCGAGCCUGGAGGAAAGGCGUGCGCCGCCCAGUGGCCUGGCCCCCAGUCGACCCCUGAUCCAUGCCCGGGGCUCCCGGGCGCGGCGGUGAAGGAUGAGGUCGUGACGGGUGCUGUGAGUCGUCUGAGCGGGGCGUCGCCAGGGUGUCACGUAGCAAACCGACGGAGGCAGAAGGAGCACCACAGUGACAUGGAUCUGAGGAGGGUUGACUCCUUCGGUCAGGGGGAAGAGUCGCCCAGUCACCAGGGGCUGGGGCGGUCUCUAAGCGAGGGCUCGUGCGUGAACCCCAGUCUGACAUCUUUCCCCAGCCCCCCCUCCCCUUUUGAUGCCGGGAUCAACGUCCAAAUGAGGAGACAGACUCUGGGACCCAGCGUGCUGCCGGUGCACACUUCCACAUCUAUUUCUUCUCAUCAUAGUUUCUGUUUAGGGGACUUGCGUGUUGAGUCAGAUAGUGAGGGUAAAGGAGGAAGGGGCUGUUCUCCACCUAAGACAGACCCCAUGGUCGCGCCGCGAAACCCGCUGGAACCAAGUGGCCGGACGGAAUCCCUGACUGGCCCCACCGCAGAGCAAAUUACCAACAAACUUUUGAAGCUGCGGAAGAUCCUGGAGGAGCUGCUGUGCACCGAGAGGGAGUACGUGCGGGCGCUGGGCUACGUGGGGGAGCACUACUUCCCCGAGCUGGAGCGGGCCGACGUGCCCCAGGACCUACGGGGCCAGAGGGGGGUCAUCUUCGGGAACCUGGAGAAGCUGCAUGACUUCCACCGCCACACCUUCCUCAAGGAGCUGGAGGGCUGCGCCGAGAACCCCCUGCGUGUGGGCCGCUGCUUCUUGCGACACAGAGAGAACUUUGCUUUGUAUGCGCUGUACAGCAAGAACAAACCCCGUUCUGACGCUCUGCUGGUCCACCGUGGACAGGACUUCUUCAAGCAAAAGCAGCUGGAGCUGGGGGACAAGAUGGACCUGUGGUCGUACCUGCUGAAGCCCGUGCAGAGGAUCAGCAAGUACAGCCUGCUGCUGCACGAUGUGGCCCUCGAGUGUGGCCCGGGACACGCCCGUGAGAGGGCGGAGCUCUCCGCCGCCCUGGAGGUCAUCCACUUCCAGCUUCGCCAUGGCAACGACCUGCUGGCCAUGGACGAUAUCCACAGCUGUGAUGUGAACUUGAAGGAACAGGGGCAGCUGAUUCGGCAGGAUGAGUUCCUGGUGACUUUCCGGAAGAAGAAAUGUUUCCGGCAUGUUUUUCUCUUCCGGGACCUCCUCCUCUUUAGCAAGACGAAGAAAACGGGUGUGGGGAACGAUGUGUACAUCUACAAGCAGUCCUUUAAGACGUCAGACCUUGGCAUGACCCAUAACAGCGGCUGCAGCGGCCUGUGUUUCGAGAUCUGGUUCCGACGGAGGAAGAGCCAGGACACCUACACCCUCCAGGCCACCUGCAGGGAGGUGAAGGAGGCCUGGACCAAGGACCUCACACGCAUCCUCUGGGAACAGGCGCUACAUAACAGAGAGUUGCGUAUGCAGGAGAGCGUGUUCAUGGGCAUUGGAAAUAAGCGUUUUAUGGACAUCCAGCCCAGCGAUGCAGCCAUCAAAGACAGAGCCAUCAAUUAUGUACGGAUGGGAAGAGAAAUCAAGGAGGUAGCUUCUGCUAGCCAAUCUGGUUCACGUGACGGAUUACCUUUUGUGCGGCCAGAAUCUUUUGGCUCAGAGAGAAGUCUGUGUUCCUCCUCCUCCUCCUCGAUCGGCUCCCUCUCCCCAGCGGGUUACCUCGGUGGCUCGAAGCAGAGCAGGCUGGAAGGGCCUUCUGGAGCCCUGAAAGAGGGUGACCUGGAUCACAAUAUGGACAGCUCAGAGUCGUCAGGGGACAGUGUGAGUGUUCUGAGCCAAUCAACUCACAGCAUCCGCUCUGCUGGGGGGCGGGAGACGCAGGACACCAGGGUGAAGCAGGUGACCCUCGAGGAAGAAAGCAUGGCCGCGCCAGACGUCCCUUCACCAAACAUCCCCUCUGGAGUCCCAGAGAAAACACACGCAUUACCAUCCCCACCAUCACCACCAAAACCACCGCUGGUGGCCCCUAAGCCCAAAACACUGUACCAGCCCAACCAUCUAGCCUGUGGCAAGGUGCAGAGUGCUGUUGUGGGGAAGUCCACUGAGGUUUGAACUGGGAGACACAAGAUGUUACAGAUAUCCCUGGAGGAGCCAAGAGAAAGCCGUAUUGACAUUGUUGUAACUAUUGUAGCAAACAUUGUGUCUAAUACAGCCUCUCACUUUAAGCCAUUACCACUUCAGCCAUCUCACCACUAAUACGGAGGAUUCAAAAUGCCUACAUGUACUGUAUUAUGAUAAUAUAAUUAUUGUCUAACCUAUGAGAGACGGAAUAUAAGUUGCGUCAUUGUUUGCUUUUUUUCUACAUUUAUAACAUGGCUUCAUGAAGUGCAGUUCAAAGAUGUCGCAUCACCUAUACAAUGAAUGUGAAAUACUUACAUAACAUGUAUUUUUACAGAACAUUUUUACAAUUUUAGUUUUAACCGUUUUUGCUGCAGUUAUGGCACAUGGUUUUGCCAAAUGCUUUAUGUACAUGUGUGGAGAAAAUGUGCUUCAAUCGUUGGAAUUUAGAAAUAUAAGUGUGUACGAGUUGAGUACACACAGCAGCCCUGGUAUAUAAAUGUAUAUAUAUGCAGCUCCCGACAAUCACUAAAGAUAACAUGUGACACACACGGCCAAACUAUUUCCUGGUGAAUAGAAGAGUCAAAAUGUGACAGAGAAAAAUACAAAUUCCAGUGUUGAUAGCCUUAAAUGAUCUUCUCCUCAUCUGAAUAUUUGCGGGUGUGCCUACCAUCAUUAAGGGAUGACAGAAUUGUCCCUAUCAAUAUGUAUAGGCUUUUGCGUCCCUGCAGAUGCUAAAAUACUCAAUAAAUGCCCUGGUUUGUGUUUAGCCAUAUUUGUACGUCAAUCAGGCAAAAUAGUGUUUCAAGUAUUUAUGAUUGUUAUAUAUUUUUGUAAGAAUAAAAAAAAAUGUUGAAUGCAAUUCGUACAAUCACCAAAUAAUGGCCAAAAUGAGAGUCUUAAUAAAGUCAAGUAAUAAAAUACAUACUUCUGCAAUCCUAAAGUGUAGGCUACUUAAUAAUGGUGUGGAGCUGUUUGAAGUAUGAUGAAUGUCACAGCAAAUUGUUCAUUACAAAUUGUGUAUUACAAAUGUUCAUCUGCAUACAAGGUUAUACAAAGAAUGCAGUUUAAAGUUAUAAACUAUAAACCUAUGGAAUCGAUGACUAACUUUUUGUUUAACUAAUAUGACAUUAAUAUGAAAAACUCCAACAAACUGACCAACAUACCAUUGUAGGUCCAUUGUCUGAAAUGCAGCAUUUAUUCUUACUUUUAUAACUUUCUUUUCACAAUAAAGUUAAACAUGAGUUUUUUCUCAACUCUAUA
Messenger RNA from Gadus morhua (Atlantic cod), 7380 nucleotides. It is a transcript of the gene quob, whose product is annotated as quattro b. Gene Ontology annotation, molecular function: guanyl-nucleotide exchange factor activity. Lineage: Eukaryota; Metazoa; Chordata; Actinopteri; Gadiformes; Gadidae. The record is from RefSeq and is a predicted model, not a curated record.